AUGGCUGCGGCCAUUCUCGCGCGCCGGGCGGCCGGCUUCGCGGUGGGGGCAUGCGCGCUGGAUCAGGCUGGCCGGAGGGCGUCUGACUGCCUGGACAACCUGCGCGCCGCCGCGUGCACCCGGGGCGGCCUGGGACCCGAUGCCCUGGCGGCGCUGGCAGCGCAGCGGCCCCUGGGCGUGUGGCCCGAAGGGCGGGCGCUCCAGCAGCUGGCGGCGCUGGUCGCCCUGGAGCAGGCCUGGCGGGCGCAGGGCUGCCAAGGCGGCGAGGACGGGCUCCGAGAUGCGGUGCGCCUCGGCCUCGGCUACUCCCUGCGCUGCGGCAGCUCCGGGGUGCCCGGCGCCGGCGACGGCGUGUUCGCCUGCGGGGACGUGCCGGCAGCCGGCAGGGUGCUGACCGUGUACGCCGGCACGCUGUGGAGCGCGUGGGACGCGUUUGUGGGGCGGGGUGUGCGCCGCUGGCUGCUGGGGCCGAGCGCGGAUGACUACCUGCUCUGCCAGGCCGACGGGUCGGCGGUGGACGGCUCGACGCACACCGCGGCAGCGCUCCGGGGUGCGCAGGGCUUCGUCUCGCCCUCUGCUUGCGGGCAGCUGAUGAACCACCCGCCAGAAGGGAGGGUGCCCAACGCCUGCUUCGUGAGCCUCGACUCCCCCGCGCGAAGUGGGAGCCCUCCGGGCCGGCCCCUCGUAGCGCAAUCGACUUUCCAGCCACACUCACGGCUGUGCUGGCACCCCUUCAUAUUUCUCGCUUUCAUAUUCAUUCAGCUCCUGACGAUCGAGGCCCUCUCGUCGCGGAGCACAGACCUCCUCGAAUGGCACACCAUCGCGGACCCGAACGACACGCUCUCAUUGAAGGCCUCUCUGACUCGGCUCCAUCGGCAGGCGAUCGCACUGCCUCGCGCAGUGCUGGCGAACGUCCUCCGCGUCGGCGCCCCAAGCACUACGACAAGCCUUGUGGACACGCGGGUGGCCGACUCCGAGACAAAGACUCCGACCGUCCUCAGCACGAAGGAGAACGUGCUGCAGCCGCUCGGUCUGGCAGAGCUGGAGGUGGUUCAGCUCAUGUACCAGGUGGUGCCACGAGACCCUUUCCUGCUGCUGUACCAGGCGCUCACGGCCUCCCUGUACGACUAG
This is a messenger RNA of Prorocentrum cordatum, 1131 nucleotides long. NCBI's taxonomy places the organism in Eukaryota, Dinophyceae, Prorocentrales, Prorocentraceae. The record is from the annotation of a GenBank genome assembly.